GGUCGUGUUUGGUUGAGUAAGAAAUUCAUUCAUCCGUGGGCUACUGGGAUGGGAGACAACAGCGCCAAUAACCUCGACGAUUUGCUGCUGAAGCAAUUCUUCGCAGAGGUUAGCGAGGUUGAGCGUGAUAACGAAGUCAAUAGGAUUCUUUCGUGCUUCAAGUUAAAUCCAUUUGAUUAUCUUAACCUGUCAUUUGAUUCAUCUGUGGAUGACGUGAAAAAGCAAUAUCGCAAGUUGUCUUUACUUGUUCACCCGGACAAGUGCAAACAUCCACAAGCAAAGGAGGCAUUCGCUGCAUUAGCAAAAGCCCAGCAGCUGCUGCUUGAGCCACAAGAAAGGGAAUAUAUUCUGAACCAAGUGAAUGCAGCAAAAGAGGAACUUAGAGCAAAGAGGAAGAAGCAACUCAAAAAAGAUACUGCUUCUAAGUUGAAGUCAAUAGUUGAUGAGGGAAAAUAUGAACAAGAAUUUGAACAAUCACCAGAAUUCCAGCAAGAGCUGAAACUGAAGGUUAAAGAGAUAUUAACGGAGCAAGAAUGGCGGAGGAGAAAAAUGCAGAUGCGCAUAUCAGAAGAGGAAGGAAGGUUGAAGAAGGAUGAGGAGGAAUCAAAAGAGAUGUGGAAAAGGAAGCGUGAGCAUGAGGAGCAGUGGGAAGGGACAAGGGAACAGAGGGUUUCCAGUUGGAGAGACUUUAUGAAAGGUGGAAAGAAGGUUAAGAAAGGAGAAAUUCGGCCGCCAAAGCUCAAGACAGAAGACCCCAACAAAUCUUAUGUUCAAAGACCAGUUAAACGUGGUUAGGCGCCAUGUGCUUGGUCACAUUAAUGAUUGUUCCCAGGUGUUGAGAAGCCUUUUGAUGAUUAGGGAGAGAGUUGUAUCAGCUCACAUCUGUAGAAAGCAGUACUCUGCUGCAACUAAUUCCUGCAUGUUGGAUGAAACUAGAAUCUGUUGUAGCAUAUGGAGAAUCCAUCUGUUAUAUUACUGUGGAUGAAUUAAGCCAUCUAGUUUAACUGAAAAAAAGUUACUCUUGAGAAAGCCGCAGAUUUAUUUACAUUUUCUGUAUAAAAAAAAAAUGGUUUUUUGGGCUUC
Coffea eugenioides is the source of this 1083-nucleotide messenger RNA. Its product is annotated as J domain-containing protein spf31. The transcript has 9 exons. Bases 49 to 795 code for a protein of 248 amino acids. Lineage: Eukaryota; Viridiplantae; Streptophyta; Magnoliopsida; Gentianales; Rubiaceae. The record is from RefSeq and is a predicted model, not a curated record.